CGAAUAUGAGGCUGUAUGCACCUACUGCUUUGCCUUUCCACAGAACCAUAAAUAAUAAAAAAAACAAAGUCAUGAACAUAGACAAUUCCCAUCACUCAAAGUUUUCAGAAGUGUUUCAUAGAUGGCAUUAGGUAUUUCGCGCCUUUUCGGGAAAUAUUCCCAGCCAGAGGUAGGUAGGUACCACGUGAACAGCGUCACCCAAUCAGCUGGUAAAUGUUGAGUCGCGCCGUUUUUCCUUCGCUGUGCAGUGCUUGUUGAUACCGUUAAAACGUUAAUAGAAUAACCUUCCUGUAAAUAUUACUGCAGUAUAAAUACUCGAUAUUCAUGUUAAAUGUUGUAUUAAUUAAAUAUUUUUAUUUUGGCGGCGUCUGACCUUCAAUCGUAGUUCAAAAAUAUGUCGCCAUUUUGACCAUACUUAUUUCAGUUGAGUAUUUUAUAUCAUUUGGUCGUCGAUAAGAUUCAUAAAACCUUCUAAAGUGAAUUAUUUAAAUGGAUACACUAUUGCAAGAAAUAUGGAGCAUAUGUCCCAGAAUAAUAGUACAAUAAAUUUCCUUAUUCAUGACGCUAAUGGACAACCUCAAAUGGUCAAAGUAGUUCCAAACAAAAUUAAUCAUCCACUAGCCCAAAUUAAAGUUGCACCAAAUUCUGUGAAAUAUAUCAAGAUACCUAAGGUGGAAUCAAACAAUCAGAGAUCUGUAUUUCGUGCCAUUAAGUUACCUGAUCUAUGUUCUUCAAAGCUUGUGCAAAUACCAGUUGAAACUUUAACACAGAUAAAUAAACCUGUUACUAUAAAAUCAGAGCCUUUAGAAGAAAAGCAGCAGUCUGUUGAUGAAUUUCAACUUGUUGAAGUAGUACCUGAACUAGUACCAUUACCAGUGAAACAAGAAUCUUUGGUGACUGGUGAUAGUAAUAAAAAGUCUAACAUAUCAACUGCCAUGUCACAUAACUCUAGAAGGAGACAUGAUUCUGAUAAUGACCAGCCUGCAGAAUACACAACAAAGAAACGCAAACAUGCUGACAAAGUUGGUAAAGGUUUAAGGCAUUUUUCUAUGAAAGUUUGUGAAAAAGUAAGAAAUAAAGGUUUCACUUCAUACAAUGAAGUAGCAGAUGAAUUAGUUUUGGAAUUUGCCACUGGAAUUCAUGGAUCUGCAGACAGUCAACAAUAUGACCAAAAGAAUAUAAGGAGAAGAGUAUAUGACGCGCUAAAUGUUCUUAUGGCUAUGAACAUAAUAUCUAAAGAAAAGAAAGAAAUACGUUGGCUUGGUUUGCCCACUAAUUCAGUCCAAGAGUGCACCACUUUAGAAAAAGAAAAACAGGAGAAGUUGGAACAAAUCCAAAAGAAAACACAACAGUUACAAGAACUGAUCUUACAGCAUAUAUCAUUUAAGAGUUUGAUAGAAAGGAAUAAAAAAGCAGAAAGAGAUGGAAAAAAGCCGUCACCAUCGUCAGCCAUCCAUCUCCCAUUUAUUGUUGUAAAUACUAGUGAUAAAGCUUUAAUAGACUGUAGCAUUUCUAAUGACAAAACAGAAUAUAUGUUUAACUUCAAUAAGAGGUUCCAAAUUCACGACGACAUAGACAUAUUAAAGAGAAUGGGCUUAUUAUUUGGUUUAGAUAAAGGUGAAUGUUCAGAGGAGGAUAUAAAGCAAGCUAUACAAAUGGCUCCAAAAUCCUUGGAAUACUAUGUAAAACAAAUGGCCAAAGGAGAGAUCACGAAGCUGUCGAGUCUUCUGGAGUCUCUCGACGAGAACGUAGAGGAGGAGGACGAGACUCUGGAGGGCGAGCAGGACGCGGAGCCCGAGGACGAGCCCGAAGACGCGGACGGCAACGACAACGACUACAGCGACGACAGCAGCGACGUCGACGUAUAAACCGAGGAACAGACAGAAAACACCGCGCCUUCUCGCACAGAGAAGACAGAAAAGACAUUCUACAAAACGUAUAAAAACGUCGCGUCGCAAAACAUAUAGAAAGGCACUACGCGGCAUCGACUACAUAGCCCCUGGACGCCUAAUAAUAGGCAAAGACAGAAAAGACUACAUAAAAACUUAUAAGAACGUCGCGUCGCAAAACAACUAGAAAAGACAGUGCGCGGCCACGACUACACAGCCCUAGACGCCUAAUGAUAGGCAAAAACAUAUAAAACGUAUAAAAGCGUCGCGUCGCAAAACACAGCCCCUAGACAAAUGAUCCCGCAGGAAAAUAUUUAAUCAGUGUCGACAACUUUUGUAACUGUACUUUUGUAGUACACGCAUUCAGAGUGCAAACAAAGUAAAAAUAAACCAAAUGGCUGCCUGUACUGUCAUUAUAUCGUUUACUUACAUUGUGACCUUGUAUCAGCCCAACAAAGCACAGUCCCUCUUCUUCGUCUUGCCUUGGGCAGUUGCCAGAAUGCAUUUAGUACUAAUAUAUAACGUUAUGCCUCUAGUGGCUGUUUAGUCGUUAGUGCACGGUCACGGUGCUUCUUCAUUUUCUAUGAAACUGCACGUGUCCGCACCCAGUCUGGGUCUUACGUCUUUUCUGUGGCUCCUAAGCAUACAGUGUAUGUAGACAGACCGUGGUUAAACUGCGAACUGGCUGAUAAUUUGAUAGUAAUAACACCAUCACAGACCGACCGUUUUAUUUAUCGGUCGUACUCAUAAAUAACUUAGAUUUAAAUGUUCUUACUUUCUUUGCAAUAACAUUAAUGAGAGCAUGUGACUUAAUAGAGCAUUAAAUUGAUAGAAGAAAUCAAGUUUCAUUUAAAAAUAACAUUUAAAGUGCUUGUAAUUAGUUCAAGUGUUUUAUUGGACUAGUUGAAUGAGUGCCCAAUAGAAAAUGACUGACAGAGUGACCCAUAGAAAAUUUUCUUGUCUGCGCAGGCCAUAAUAGGAAUUCACUUGUGCAGCCGUUUUGCAGUUAUCAUGGAUUCUGUUUGCAAUAAUUAAAAUGCGUACGUCGUCAUCCCACCAACAGCCCUUUUAUUUCAAACCAAUCUUAUAACCACUUGCCAAUUGUCCUAAUUUUAAAUGGAUAUAAGAAUUAUGUACUUGUUUAAAGUUACAAAUUAAAUGGUAAUAAAUAGUUAUAUGAAACAAAAAAAUAUUUUUUCAAAAUCAGUACAUUUUACUUUUUAUGAAAAAUUUAUUUUGUGCUUGAAAUAAUAUUUGCGAUUGCAUAAUAUAAUUGGAACACCUACAAUCACUCAUAUUAUAAUCUGAAAAAGUAUAUGUAUAAUUGUAAUACCAUGCAGUUCACAAUUUUUCUGUAGUGAUUCACAAGCUGACUAUAAAAGCACAGUAACCCAAGCAUGAAUAACUAGCGAGAAAGUAUUCGUAUCGUCGUAUCCAAUUUUCUCUGGACAAAGCUAGUUUGUUCUUACUCCGGUAGGGGCGCUGAUUAGUUUCCAUAGAAACUGACGUUGGCGAUGCGAUUUCGGAUUUUUCAAAGUUCGUGCUUAGGGUACUUGUUGCCAAUGCGAUAAAUUACUAUGUAAUUUUUUUAAUCCUUCAUUUUUUCGUUAUUUUGUAUUUUUUUUUUAUAUAUAAAUAUUAUGAAAUUGUUUUGAAACAGACUUAAUCGCUGUUGUAAGCUUAAGGCUCUAAAACUUAUCAAUGUUCAGAACUUAAUCUUCAAUAGCAGCCUGGAACAUCAUCGACACAAAAUACUAGGGAUUUUAACCAUAAUUUCCUUAAACUAGAAUCUAAAAACGUCACAAUGUAAAUCGAAAUAUUUUCUGAUGGAGUUAGUAGAAAUCGCUCGUCGCCGUUUAUUGACCCUGAUUUUGUUAGCAUAGCCCUUAUUUAUGAAUUAUUUUAACAAACUUAUUAAAAAGGAUUUUUGGUUAAAAUCCAUUGGGUAUCGCAAGCCAUCGAUGUAUAUUAAUACACUUAAAUGUUACGGCCUGCUAAACUUAUGCAAUGUGCUGUGAGAUGCUUGAUCUUUGGCCUAAGUUAAAUCAAUAAACUGAGAAUAAACUGAAUUAAAAUUUAAAGUGGAAAAGUACAGAAUUUGGCUUACUUUUUUCUUACAUUUAGUAAAUAUAGUAUUAGUAAAUACAGAUGAGCUCGAUGGGGCAAGUGGUUAGCGCGUUCGGCUGCGAUCUUUGAAAUUAAGUAACUUUCGCAUUGGUCGGUCAUUGGAUGGGUGACAAAAAAUUACUAUCUCGAGCUCCUCCAUGCUUCGGAAGGCAUGUUAAGUGCCCUUGGUCCCGGCUGCAUCUGCAAUCGUUAGCAUCCACCAAUCCGCACUGGGCCUGCGUGGUGGGUCAUGGCCUAAUCUCCCUAUUCCAUCCAUAGGGAAGGCCUGUGCCCCAACAGUGGGGACAUUAAUAGGCUGAUGAUGAUGAGCCAAGAAAAGAAGAAAUCAAUAAAAGAGCGACAUAAAAUGUUUCAAUUGAGUCACUUACAAUACAAAAUGAGCUGCUUUAUAAUAUUUGAGCAACCCCAUUUGUUUGAGUGACAACAUUGUCCUGCGUUUUAUAAUAUUUGACAUAUGAUUUAUAUACCUAUAUUGAGCUGUUUUUAAUGAAGUGUCUCCAAUACAAAUACCCUUUUUUAUUUUCUUUGAAAUAAUUAUUUGAAGAAAACUGUUAGUUGGUAAUUUAAUGAAGCAAUAUAUUCCGAAGAAAUAAUAUUAUCAUAACUGAAUUAAACAAAAACAAAUCCUGAUUUAACGUUACGAAACGCAAUUAGCAAAAAUCUGUAAAUCAGUCGCAUUUGAUUUGGAUUUUAUUAAAAAUCAAUGUUCAUCUUCAGAUUAAUUAUUUUGUCGCUUACUCAAUUUCAUACCUCUCAAGUUAGUAAAACAGUAUCUCAUCAUCAGUUGCAGUCUUUUUUAGUUCCUCUGUUUAUUAUUUCGUUUUUGACGUGACAACGUCUUAAAUUAGGUUGCGGCUGGGAGUCACUUAUGAAAAAGUGUAACGCUCGGUAACGUUACGAUGAGUUUAAGUUUACAUGUACAAUGUUUUAGUAAACAAAAUAUAUUUCUAUAGUUAAAAUUUGUGCAAUUCUUAUUUUCAUUCAAUUCCUUGUUCCUAUUGUGCAAUUUAAUUAUAUUCAUAUCAAUAAAUAUUCUACCGAGAAAAAGACGUUGUCACGUAAAAUCUUCGCCCGUAAAACCGACUUUACAGGCAACCAUUUUUUUUUAUUAACAUUGUUCUUUAUUAAGUUAAAAUAGAGGUGUAUCUUGAAACAAGAAAACUGCUUAUUUUAUUGUUACAUUUAUUAUAUUAAGCAUUAUUAAUAUAUGGGCCAAUAUCACAUCAUCGACUUUGAUCUCAUGUACUUUAAAACAUGUUAACAUCGGACAUCAAUGUUUUUUGUUUUCUAUUUCCUUGCCGUGCUGUGCCGCCAGUGAGCGCAGGUACUAAACGUGUUACGUACGGCCCAAUGAAAUGACGAAUUCAGUCGUUCCGUGCUUAUCACCUCUGAAUAUGUGCAUUACGUUGCAGAGAUAAAAGAGUUAAUUUGCUAUGUUAUUACAGUUUGAAAUUUUUUAAUUUACUAAUUCACACCCAAUAGUAACCGCCGUAAUCGGAAUUUAUAUUUUAUUUUGUUUAUGUGUGUUGGGUCACAGACGUACAUGUUUUUACCAAAUUUCAACAUGAUAAGUCCAGUAGACCCCAAGCAAAUCAACUGACAGACAGGCAACUGUGUGAUCCUAUAGGGUUCUGUUUUAGCCGAUUGAGCUAAUGGAACUCUUAAAAGGUAAAUAGCUGAGAUACAUAGUUAAAGUCUAGUUUAUGAACUGCUUUAGGUUAAAUUUAUACUGUGUUUUAGUUGGAUCUCUAGUCUUUACUGUUUAUUUUCUGGCGUCAAAUCUCAGUAUGACGCUUAUGCUUUGCUUGAGCACAAAUUUAAAGACUAGCUAUUGGCUGGGUUUCAUGGCUAUAUGAAGGGAUUUGUUUCUAUGCUUUUGUAACGGGUACAUUUCAUAAGUUUAGCAAUGUAAAGAUAGUUGGUUAUUAUUUGAUUAGCAUUAAAUUUAAGAUGCUGCACAUGAAAUUGUCGUUUUAAUAAUGUUUUAUGAAAUUGAAUGAAAUAUAUUGUUUUAUAAACAUUCAAAUUGGUAAUGAGCUGUUUCAUUAAGAAAAAAUAUCGUCAUUUUCGUCAAUCAUGCCAGAUUAACUACUACACAGAACAAAAAAUUGGGUACAAAAAUGGUAAACAUCACUAACUCCCAGUGCUGCCCUGUUGCACUUUUAGUUUUAUUCAUGAUACCACUCAAAUCCACUAAAAUAAAUGAAAUAAACUUUGUUAAGUAGACUUAAUUAUAAAUUAUAUUUAAUAAUAGUUUCACAUCACUGGACUUCUGUAAAUUUUUUGCCUAAUGUCUUCAAAUUUUACUUCAAAUCAUCAUCAUCAAAGAGGUCUUCAAAAUCUGAAAUUAAAAAAGAAAUGGUUUACUUACUUUACGAGUUGAUAUACUAAAUAACAACACCUAUUAGUUAUCUUUAUAUAUAUAAUUCUUCUGUGAGUGUGUAUGUCACUGAACUUCUCUUAAACGACUGGACCGAUUUUGAUGAAAUUUUUUGUGUGUGUUCAAGGUGAUCUGAGAAUGGUUUAGAUUCACAAUUUUGUCCGCUGGACAAUGUUUUUUUAAUUAAUUUUUUUUAUGGCGGUACGAAGUUCGCUGGGUCAGCUAGUUCUUUAUAUAAUUCAUGAGUUUGGAAACCAACCUAUCCAUAAAAAGGAUUUACUUUAUUUAUUCGCUGAUGGGAUUUUCUCAAGUAGAGUCUACAAUAUUUAAUAAUACCUAGAUGCACCACAAGUGCUCAAAAUGUGUCCUGAACAAUUUUGGAUCUGAGGAUGAGUAAUUAUUUAAAUUUCAAAAAGGAAUUUCAUGUAAAUACAAAUAAAUUCACUCCACCAUUAAAGAAGUCUGCAUGCACAGCCUUUUCAUUUGCAGCUAAAUCCAUGAGUAGAUUAGAUGGACCUCCAGCCUGAAAUUUAUCAAUACACAAUACAAAAACUUUUGCGUAUAAGGUUGCAACUUUUCAUGUUUUAUCUAAAAUCAUAACAAAAAUCAGUUUUGAAAAGAAUGAAGUGCAUAAAUUGCAUAACUCUACAAUAUCAUUGCAAUAAUUUCCAUUCUCUGCUCUAUAGAUUCAAGUUUUUGAAGUUAUACUUCUUCAGGCGCGUUAUGAAAAAAUGAUGAGAGUGAAAUUUUAAGAUGCGCGCGCAUCACUGUAACACAAAAUUUUAAAAUUUUGUGUUUACCGCACAUUAAGAAAAUCUACCAACAAAAUAGAAAUAGAAUCUCUAUUUAGUGGGUGCUAACGACUGCAUUGUGAAGGCCUAUCAAAAGUAUUUAUUAAUCUGGAACAACGGAACCAAAGCGCGAUUCAGGAGACUACAGCGCCAUCUCUUGACCAUUGGUGUAGUAGAACCAAAAACCACAUCUUUAUUUUUUGUAAUAAAGUAACAGUUAUAGGUAUUCAUAUUUAUAAUAUUUAUCCACAUGUUUCUAGUUUGUAUAUUCGGAAUACGUGUUUGAGUUUCAUACAAGUGCAAAUCACAUAUGUUCUAAUAAAUUAUAUUCAGUAGCGAUUUUAAUUGAAUAUUUUGAUUAUUUAUUUAUUUUUUCAAAUUAAAACUGAACUUUAUUGACUAUGUCCUUUUCCAGACUUUUUAUUAUUAUUAUUUUUUUUUCCUUUCUUAUUCUGUAUCAUGGCUAUCUGUUUUUAACAACAAUAAGCCCUGCUUUUGUCUGAUAAUGUAUCUUUAUUUUGUUUAAACGCGGUGAGCCUUUCCAAAUUGUUGGGUGACUUUCACUUCCUGUGGCAGAAUCUAUCUAAGAGUGAAGGGACACUAUGUCUUUUUAAUCUUGUGUGCUGUAGAGAUCCACAUCCACCUAGUUUUACGGCUAGUGCAUUCUUGUGUCUAGAUAAUCUCUCUUGAUAUUUUAUACUGUUGUUGGUGAUCUCUUCUUUGACGGUUUUUAUUUUUAAAUCAUGAUAAAUGUAUUUGUUGCUUAUAUAGUGUGGAAUAUUAAACAUUGCUCUCAGUGUUUUCGUUUGGAAUCUUUCAAGUAUUUCGAUAUUACUAUUGCUGGCUGUACCCCAUAGCUGUAUGCCGUAGGUCCAUAUUGGUUUCAAGAUGGCUUUGUAUGCUAUAAUUUUGCUUUCAGGAUCCAGUAUAAAUUACGCAGUUUUAUAUUCAGUUGCUUUCGUUUAGUCCAUAUGUGCUUUUGCCAUGUGAGUCUCCUGUCCAAGUGCAUACCUAGAUACUUUGCAUAUUCUUCCUGAGGGAUUUCUUCGCCAUUUAAUGUUACUGGAGAGCAAGUUUCUCUUCUGAGGGUAAAUGUGACAUGAGUUGACUUGCUUUGGUUAGCCUUUAUUCGCCAUAUUUUAAGCCAUUUCUCUAUUUCGUAGAGAUGUAAUUGAACCUGUGCAGCUGCUGUUACUGGAUUGGAAUGUGAGGAUAGAAUUGCGGUAUCAUCUGCGUAUGUAGCAACUAUCGUUUGAUCCGUGGUUGGUAGGUCAGCUGUAAAUAUAGUAUACAAUAUUGGUCCCAGUAUACUACCCUGGGGUAUACCCGAUUCUAUUUCAUACAAAGCUGAGAGAUCAGUAUUCACUUUCACUUCAAAGCAUCUGUCCUGGAGGUAUGACUUAAUUAUGUGGUAGAAUGAGUUCGGUAUCGUUUUUUUUAUUUUAUAGAGAAGACCCUCGUGCCAGACUUUGUCGAAAGCUUGACUUAUAUCCAAAAAUACAGCUGAACAAUACUGGUUACUAUCUAGCGCUCUGUUUAUAGUGUCCACAAUACGGUGUAUUUGUUCUACAGUACCAUGGUGCUCUCGAAACCCAAAUUGGUGGUUAGGGAUGGUGUCUUUAAGGUAAUCUUUUAUUCUGUUUAACAAAAUUCUUUCAAAAAGUUUUCCAGUGACUGACAAGAGACUUAUGGGUCUAUAGGAAGAGACAUCGUGCGGUGGUUUACCGGGUUUGGGUACCAUAACAACCUGUGCUAUCUUCCAGUGUGCAGGAAAAUAUGAGAGUCUGAGGCAGGCGUUAAAUAUCCUUACUAUUUGCACAAUCUCUUUUUUUGGUAAAUUUCUCAGAAGUUUUGCAUCUAUUAGAUCGUAUCCUGGAGAUUUUCCCUCUUUCAGCAUUUGUAUUUCUUUUAUUACUUCUUGGUGACUUGUUGACAUUAUCGGCGGACACAUUUGAAGUGCACUCUGGAGGUAUUCUUUUAUUUCAGUCCUAUGUUCUGCAGUUAUUUCUGGAAAUGGUUGAAAUACUUUACGGAGGUGUUCUGCAAAUAUUGUAGCUUUUUCUGCAUCUGAUCUAGCCCAAUCUCCUUGGGCUGUUCUAAUUGGUGGUAUCUGCGUUUGUGGACGGUUCAGGUUUUUAGUAGACUUCCAUAGAGAGUAGUUUGUAUCGAUAGUAGGAGUUAACCCAGAAAGGAAAGUUUGCAGAUUCUCGUUUUGGAAUGCAUAGAUCAUCUUUUUUAAUGUUUCAGAGGAUCUAUUAAAAGCUGUUCUGUCCGAUGGAUAUCUAGUCCUGUGCCAUAUUUUUCUGAGGUGCCGUCGUUGUGCUAUUAAGUCCUUGAUAGAUUUUGGAUAUUCGUUGUAUUUUGGUGGGAGUUUUUUCUUUGCUUUAGUUGCUGUUUUAGCUGCACUGUGUAUAAUUUUGUUCAGUUUGUCUAUUUCUGUCUCUAUGUCGUUUGUCGUUUGGAUUGUGGUGCUUAAAUUUAAUUCUGAGGUUAUUUUAUCUUUAAAUUCUUGCCAGUUUGUGUUUUUGUUGUAUAUUCUUAAGGGGGGUUCUUUGAGUACAACUGUUGAGUUAACGUUUAAUACGACAGGUGUGUGGUCAGAUGAUAAGUCAGAAUAGGCUUCUAUAGUCAUAUAAUUUCGGCCGAUGUUUUUAGUUACAUAAAAAUCCAGCAGGUCAGGUAUCUUAUUUCUAUCUGUUGGCCAAUAUGUUGGCUUACAGUGAGUCAUGCACUCUAAUUUAAGCGUUUGUACUGCUUGGUAAAGUUGUCUACCCCUAGGAGUGAUGAGACGAGAUCCCCAAUGGGUAUGUUUCGCAUUCCAGUCACCUCCACAUAUGUAUUUGUGUCCGAGUGUUGAGAAGUACUUAUUUAAGUCUGCUUCAGUUAUUGUGUGUCUAGGUGGACUGUAUACCGCAGAUAGUGUUAUAUCUGUUUUGUCUUUAAGUAGCAGUUUUAUAGUCGUCGCCUGAAUUUUUUCGCUUUGGUAUUCUUUCUGUACAUAAUGCUUAAGGUUCUCUUUGAUAAUUACUGCAGUUCCUCCGUGGCUGUUGCCUGACGGGUGAUUUGUGGUGUAGAUAUUGAAGUUUUUUAAUGAUAAAUGGGACUUGGCAGUGAACCUUGUUUCCGAUAUUAAUGCCACAUCGAUUUUUUCUGUUACUAGGAACGUAUAAAGUUCUUCACGACGUUCAGUCAAGCCAUUGGCAUUCCAUGUCAUAAUUUUGACGCUGCGGAUCAUUUUGACACUAGACUUGCAACCAGCUGGACCAUACGAUCCAUCAUUUUGUCCAUCAUGGCAAUCAUGACUUGUUGUAGAUUUGCGAACAUACUUUCUAGUAUUUCUGUUAGAUUAUUUGUGUUUGUUUGUCCAUUGUAAUUAAUUAUUUGCAUGCAAUUAAAAACUAAUUUUAAACGAUGCCAAAGAAGGAUAACUUCUCACGCGCCUACAUAAGUACACACACCUAUUUUUUUCUAUAAGGUCUGUUAUGUUGGUCAGGAAAUGAAAGAAGAUAAAGCACCAGUUGCUAAUUUUCAAUGAACAGUUCAUUUUCAUUGACAGACUGGGCAACAUGUCAUGACAGUUUCUGAAUAUCUCUAGCCCAGCAAAGCCAAAUCUGAUAUUUUUCAGGUGUGGCAAUUAAGUGAAGCUAUGUGCAUUUAACUGCUUGAUCUAAAGGAAAUUUGAUUAGAAUUCUAAUCUGUUAAGGUUUCAGCGAGGCUUUCAACAGGUACAAAAAUAUUUAGUAAAAAUAAAAUUAUUUAAGAAACCAUUACUGGAACAAGCGUAAUAUUAAAAGGACGGACUAUGCAGGGAAGGGUUAUGCACUACUAGGUGCAUAAUCCAUCCAUAUAAUGUUACGCUUGCACAUAUUUAUCACUAUAGGUUUAUAGCAAAAGAAUUAUUGAUCUUACAGAUGAUUACUACUUAUUGUGUAAUAUAUUCUUCAAUUAAUUUUACUAAAACCUUACUUCUUCCAAGUCCAUGUAUGGCCCUACUCCUUCUGGAAACAUUUCAUCAGCAGCUACAGUUGGUUUCAUUUUUUAAACUUUUAAUAAAUAAAGUUAUUUCAAUAACUUUUUGAAAUGCCGUAUAAUCACUGUUAAUUCGGAUAUUAUAAUACUAAUUUUAGGCAAGAAUUACGGACUGAAGUUUUUUUUUUAUUUUUUUUUAUUCCUU
Chilo suppressalis (striped riceborer) is the source of this 11361-nucleotide messenger RNA. The record is from the annotation of a GenBank genome assembly. Lineage: Eukaryota; Metazoa; Arthropoda; Insecta; Lepidoptera; Crambidae.